Messenger RNA from Poeciliopsis prolifica (blackstripe livebearer), 6402 nucleotides. Its product is annotated as glucocorticoid receptor-like. Gene Ontology annotation, biological process: nuclear receptor-mediated glucocorticoid signaling pathway; regulation of DNA-templated transcription. Lineage: Eukaryota; Metazoa; Chordata; Actinopteri; Cyprinodontiformes; Poeciliidae. The transcript has 10 exons. Gene Ontology annotation, molecular function: DNA-binding transcription factor activity; zinc ion binding; nuclear glucocorticoid receptor activity. Gene Ontology annotation, cellular component: nucleus. The coding region runs from base 483 to 2780 and encodes 765 amino acids. The record is from RefSeq and is a predicted model, not a curated record.
GUUUGCCGCUGAGUGGGCCGCAGCACCGCGGCUCUAUUAUAUAACUUUAAUGUACUCACUGCUUUUUCUCGGCGCAGAGGGCUGAGCAUUGCACUGCACAUUUGGUCGAUUCUUUAUGGAUUAACUCUGAAGAUCCGGAGCGACAGACUUUUAUUUCUCUUUCUCCUCUCUGCGUCCCCCUGCUGCUGACGAGGUGCAUUAAAAGUUGCAGACGGAUCCGAGAAUCGGCGCACAGCGACGGUGUUGGGUCUUGAGAAAGAAAUAUCGCGGAGAAUGUUUUCCUGUCACUCGGACAGAGACGUCGCUACUCGCUCUUCUGCUAUUUCAGCAGGAAACAUCAGCGCAGUAAGAAGUUGGGCUUAUUCCACAGCUUGAUCCGGUGGACACUGCGUUAUUUCUCAUAUGUGUUUAUUUCUGAAACAACUUGUUCUGACAGGAGAUGACCUAAUCGAGGGAGUUUUCUCUCACUUAAGAAUGACAAGAUGGAUCAGGGUGGACCAAAGCACAACGGUAAUCGGAACGACAAACUUACAUUUGCAGGGAUCAGACCUGAAGUAGGCAGAGAUUCAGUCAGCACAUCUGGUUUACUGCUUCAACCCACAAUGCAUCUGCCCAGUCCCGGGUCUGUGAAACAGAGCAAAGUGGCACCGAAUGGACAAGGGGGAACCAAAGACCAGGGGGAACUUGGAGGCUGCCUUGAGUCAAAUAAGGAGGAUAAAAUGAGCAGAAUGCACAAACAAGAACAGAAUAUAUUCAACUAUGGGGACAGUUUGCCUUUGUUGAACCAGAAUACUUCUGAUCUCGACCAGACGUCCACUUCUAUCAUUAACACGUCAGAAAACUCAGUCCUGGGGAAACUCCCUUUGCCUGACCUGUUCCCUCAGCAAAUUAAGCAGGAAGGGAUUUUCUCUCUGGACAAGGAAUUAGAAACUUAUGGUGGACAAGCAGGUGUUGGUUCUUGCAGUCUGGAUGGGAGCACUGCUCAGCUAAUUGAUGAUGCAGAUAUCUGGCAAGACCUGGACCUUCCGAACUCCCUGCCAGAAAUCAGUGCUUUUGAGUUGGAUUCAGAGGUGGCACAUUUGGAUACCAUCCUCCAGGAGAGCGUCAGCGUUGGUGAAAAGUCCCUGUUAGGUAAUGGGGCUCACAGUAUUGGUUUGAAUGGCACAGAGCAGCAGCAGCUGGUAAAGCAACAUAAGCUUCAACAGCAGCAGCCACCCGGAAUGCUUUCCAGUGUUGUCAUCAAGGAGGAGAAGGAUCCCGACUUCAUCCACAUCCGUACCCCUGGUGUGGUCAAACAGGAGAAGCAGGACGGUGCUAGUUCCUGCCAGUCCCAAUGUCUGCAGAGUGGUAUGAGCCCUCUGCAUGGGGUGGGAACCAUAUCGUCUGCCAUGGGUCUUGCCACGGGAACUGGGUACCACUAUAGAGGCAAUCCUGGGACAGCAGGCUUGCAAGACCAGAAGCCUUUUGGCACAUACUCAAACUUGCCAGGAGUCAUGGAGAGCUGGAUAAGCGGAAAGAGGUAUGGAGAAGCCUCUGGGAUUCAGAGCACCAGUGAUGGUCUUCAGUCUGCUGCAGCUUUGGGGAAUUUUUCUGUCGGCUUCACAAGCUCAUCAGCCAGAACAGGAGAGAACAGCAGCACUGCCGUGACAGGCCAGUCCAAGCCCGGUGGCCAAGCCCAUAAGAUCUGUCUGGUGUGCUCGGAUGAGGCAUCAGGAUGCCAUUACGGGGUGGUGACCUGUGGCAGCUGCAAAGUGUUCUUCAAAAGGGCUGUUGAAGGAUGGAGAGCACGGCAAAACACAGAUGGUCAGCACAACUAUCUGUGCGCGGGAAGAAAUGACUGCAUCAUUGAUAAGAUCCGCAGGAAGAACUGUCCAGCAUGUCGCUUCAGGAAAUGUCUCCAGGCUGGAAUGAACCUGGAAGCGAGGAAAAACAAGAAGCUUAACAAGAUUAAAGUGCAAACUCCAUCCAGGCCCUCAGAACCUGCCAGCAGCCUGCCCAUGCCCAUCGUACCCAGAAGCAUGCCACAGCUCGUGCCCACCAUGCUGUCCGUCCUGAAGGCCAUCGAGCCCGAGAUCAUCUACUCAGGCUACGACAGCACGCUGCCGGACAGCUCAUCUCGUCUCAUGAGCACCCUCAACAGACUGGGAGGCCAGCAGGUCAUCUCUGCCGUCAAAUGGGCCAAGUCGCUGCCAGGCUUCCGUAACCUGCACCUCGAUGAUCAGAUGACGUUGCUGCAGUGCUCCUGGCUUUUCCUCAUGUCCUUCAGCCUCGGCUGGAGGUCCUUUGAGCAAUGUAACGGCAAAAUGCUCUGUUUUGCUCCAGAUCUCGUCAUAAAUGAAGAGCGCAUGAAGCUGCCUUUAAUGGGUGAGCAGUGUGAGCAGAUGCUGAAGAUUUGCAAUGAGUUUGUCCGACUGCAGGUGUCCUAUGAUGAGUACCUCUGCAUGAAGGUCCUGUUACUGCUGAGUACAGUUCCAAAAGAAGGCCUAAAGAGCCAGGCGGUUUUUGAUGAGAUCAGGAUGACUUACAUCAAGGAGCUAGGGAAAGCCAUUGUGAAGAGAGAGGAGAACACGAGUCAGAACUGGCAGCGAUUCUACCAGCUAACUAAGCUACUGGACUCCAUGCAGGAGAUGGUGGAGGGUCUCCUGCAGGUCUGUUUCUACACCUUUGUGAAUAAGACUCUCAGCGUGGAAUUCCCAGAGAUGCUGACGGAGAUCAUCACCAACCAGAUACCAAAAUUCAAAGACGGGAGCGUCAAGCCUUUGCUGUUUCAUCAGAAGUGACGGCCUUAAACUGUGAAUCGAUGCCUUAACUGCCUCACUGCUUCAGGCUCUCUUGCACCAGUUCUGCUUUCCCCUAUAAGUCUGGUUCAGAUUUUGGUUUUGGUUUUGCCACCCUGGUCUGGUCAGCCUGAAAUCAGAAAUUACCUAUAGCCUCAAACCUGCUACCACUGACUGUAGCUCAGUCUCUUGGCACACCAAGAACAAUAAGAAUGUUUCUUUAGAACGUCUGUGUUUUUUUUCUCAAUCCUCACCUCCAGACCUCAGACAUUUAAUGUUUCUAAAGAUGUCCUAUGGCCUCUUACUCUCUCCUGCCUGCAUUACUAAAACCGUUUCGUCACACCGAUGCUCGCCAGCCUGAUCUGCCUGCCUGGUGUCAGUCCGCUCGCCUGCUGUGCUUCUCUGCUCUGUGAGUGUUGGUCACGGUCUGGAGACGAAGGGGACACAUUGCAAAAUAAUCUAACUUUUCUUCUGGACUCAAGGACAAAAAAAAAAGAUAUGACCAAUGGAAGAAUAGAAAAACAAAGCAGCUUGUGGAUCCUUCUUCAUGUGUUUUUAUGCAGGUACACAUCGCUGAUCACGCAUUCAGAGCUCACACCAGGCAUCAGGGUCAGUUCAACCUGACACAUGUUUACACAGGAUGUAUCUGAGGGAAAACUAGUGCCUUUUAGUUUUUAUGCUAAUUAUAGCCAUCGCUUGCAUAUGCAUCUCUUUUUUUACCUUCAUGUUUUGGCUGGCUUUAGUUUGCUCAACUUCUGAUUUCUCUUUGAAUUGGACAUUUCUGGUAUUUUGAAAGUCAAUAAAGUCAUGUCAUUUAAAGGUGGUGAUAGCGUCUUGAAAUCACCAAUCAAGCUUUUUCCAGGCUGUAGCAGCUUCCAGUUUUCUUUGAGGUCUUACGUCCCCAUUCCAUUUUGGAGUAAUUAAUAUUUGGGUGCUAAGGACGAUAACGCAUUAGGUGUUGUGCUGCAGGUUCUUUAAUACAGCAGGUAAACUUGAAUCCUAUAGAACCUGCAAGGAUCUACAAUAUUAAAGUAUAAUGGAACAAGUAUCAGAUUUUUAUUAAGCACAAGAAUAUGCAUGAAGUACAUGCAGUUUUUAUGUAGUAAUACAAUCUGAACUGUUUAUUUUUUUCAUAAAUCUUUGAUUGGUGGAUUUCUAAUAGAAAUGUAACAGAAAAUAUAUUUGGGCUACUUUUCCCCUCAUGCUCUGAUUUUAUAAAAUGUUAUUGAAAAAAGUUGAAAAAACAGUGAAUGGUGCGUCUAAAUAUACACUUUAUACAUAAAACCUGCCUUUUAAUUAAUUGUAGAAUCCAUCCAUUUGAAACGUAAGAAGCUGCAGUCUAGUCCACAUGAUUAGUUUAUUCUUGCUCAGGCGAUGUCUCAUUACAUCAGAUAUUUUUGUCCUAUUUGUGCCAAAUAUUACGAGUUUUUUUUUUUAAUCAGUUUUCUUUUAAUAUCCUGCAGAUGUGAAGGGUCAUGUGUACAGUGGUGGUUUGUAACUUUGCUUCAGGGUGCUCGAUCUACAGUGUCACAGAUAACACCAGCUAAUUAGGAUCAAUUGUUUAAAAGAUGAUUAUUUUUUUCAGAUUCAGAUGUUGCUGCGGUCGUUUAUGUGGAUAAAGCAUUCGUACCAGCUUUGUGGCCAAAUCUACUGUUCAUGUUUGCAACUGCUUCUGCUGAGUCUAAACACAACACUGUUCACCUUCCUGCUCUAUUGCCCUUUGUUUUUCUAACUAAGAUGUUGGCUUUCAGGGUUUCUAUAGAGUUUUGACAAGCAUGAAAGAAGUAUGCGUAAAGAAAUGUUUUCAUUUUUAUGGCUGUCCUGUUCCUUAACGUUGUUGUUCCUUCUGUUCCUUUCCUUUUGUCCUAUUUCUCUUCUUUGUAUUCCUCCUCCUGUUGUUGGCUUUUGUAUAGUUGAAAUAUCAGUCCUAAAUUCAUACAAAACAUUAAUAAUUAUUCACUUAAAGUGAAAGAACUGGGAAUGCUGCAAAACUGAGUCUGGAAAAGUGGAGUUUAUACAUGAACCUGUGUAGAAACAUCAUAUGGAUUUUCAGCUCUUUACUUAGAUGCACAAACAAUUAGCAGUACUCUUCUAUUAAGAGCCAUAUGUUCUUUUCUUUGAAGCCAAUCCUACUGGGUCACUGUUUAGUUCACAGGCUUUUCGGCUGUAGCUCACCCAGAAUCUGCUUUUAUCCCAGCGUGUUGAUCAAUCAGGAUUUUAACUGAAUCCUCUUGUUUCAGGUGGAUUUACAGUUAUUACGAAUGUUCAGUAUUACAUUCGUAUUCAGGUAGUGGCAAGUCUGGAGACGAGCUUUAUGCCCCCUCCCCGCCCCCUUGUCCCCACGGCUUGUUUUUAGGGUUAGAUGUAUAUAAAUAACGGUGACAUAUCCAUUGCAAUGCAAACAAGUGUCUGUUAUUACAAAAAACAUAUUUUUACAUGUUUGUCAGCACUCACGACUUUCUUAUACAUUUCAGUUUGACUAAAAGCCUUGCAAAAGGGAGACAGAGAGCCAUAGAAAUACAAUUUCAAAUCAGGAAAUAGACAAAUAUCAGUGCUUUUGGAGGUUGAUCUAUUGUAAAAAUAUAUAUAUAUAUAUUUUGUGUGAUUUUUAAAUACAUUAUCCUGAUCCUCUUUGAUAUGACUAAUUUUAAUUAAUCAUUUUUGUACAUUAAAUAAGUCAAAAAAGUAAUUUUUUCCCCGUUUGUGUUUGAUAAAGAUCAUUAGAAGUGAUGAAUACAUUAAGAAGUGUUUGUCUUGUGAAGUAAAUGUCAAUUCUACAAGUGUGUGCACAAAUCUACAAGAAUGCUCACUGUGUUUUUUUUUUUUUUAAUGAAACUAUAUAAGGAAGAGGUGAGCUAGCGGGCUCUUGGGGCAACCGACUAGAGGACAUUUAUUUUUGAAUUUUUGUUUUGCGCUAAACAACAGUGACCAAAGCAGAGGAGUAACUGAAAACAAACUGAUGUAAUCAAGCAGUUACAAUUUGUGUAGCACCUAUGAGCUUACUUCUUAGCACUUUGGGUUUUAUUUCAAAUGUGUCUUUUUUUUGUUUGUUUUUUUCUAAAAGGUCUUGGCUUUGGAUCUCCUGUAUAUUGCUGUAAAGAUCUACUGGUCAUUUAAAAAAAAAAAAUACAAGGAAAAACAAUAUCUCCAUGUGAAAAUAAGUUUUCCAGAGCCUGACAAAAUUGCACUACCCUCACAUGGGUUGUCACAGUCUACUUUGUAUAAAAUACAUGCAAUUAUCUUUAAACAUUAAGGGCAGAUCAUGUUUCACUGGUAUACAGAGCUAUGGCUUUCACUGAAGUCUGUUUUUGUUCAUAUGUCAGUUAUGUAGAUGUAAUGUAAUGUAAAGACAAAUAUAGAUAUAAAGAAGUUUAAAAAUGGUUUAUAUUCACACUUCUGUAUUCAGUGUCAAUAUUUUCCCCUAUUUGAUUACAUGUUAAAUUAGGUUUUUGUGUUUUUUGUUUGUUUUUUUUUCUUCUUUUUUUUUGGUUUAGUUUUUGUCAACAUUGGAUUUGGCAUUGUGUCAGAUGAUGUCUGUUAUCUCUGGUUCAAGGCAGAAAUGUGGAAGAACUGAUUUUUCUCUAGUUCAAAGCAUCUUACACAAUAAAGUUCCUGUUUUGCAACA